AUGUUCUUAACUAAAAAUCGACCUGUACCUCGUCUUAGUACAACAAGUACUGGGCGUCGUUUAACAACAAUUUUUUUAAAACAUUCAAUUUCACGUGGUAGUACUGCUACGAGUAGUAUUGGUUCAAUAACAACACCAAAAACUGGUUCAAUUCUAUCUGAUUUCAAUGUAUUGGAUGAACAUGAUUAUGAAAUAACACGUCAAGUAAUGCAUGAUCUUAUUGAUGAAAUUCAAAUUGAAAAACCUUUUAUUAGUUUUAAUGAAAUGUUUAUUGAUCAAGAUACUAUUAUUGGUUGUUUAUUACGAAUAUUUAAUGAAUAUGGUAAAAAUAUCAAUGGAAUACAACGAAUAACACGUGAAAAUAUGUUAAAAUUAUUAGAUGAUUCAGAUCUAUUUGAUAAUGAAUAUACAUCAUCAAUAUUUAUAAAUGAUUGGAAUAAUUUACGUAAACAAAUGAUAAAAAAGAAAAUUUAUGAACGAAAAACAAAAGAUUUUGAUUUUUGUGGUUUUAUUCAAUUAAUCGAUAUCAUUAAAAUUCGUUUACAUAAAAGUAAAGAUGAAAUUUUAAAGAAAAUUAUAAGUUCAUCAAUUUAUAAUGAUGUUAUUAAAUUAAAAGAAAUUCAAGAUAAAAUUCAAUUAGGUUUAUUACCAUCAAUGACAACACUUAUUAAUCAAUAUAAUAAUAAUAAAUCGAUUAAAACAUUACAACAAAAUGAUGCAAUCUCAACACAAAUUGAAGAAAAACAACAAACAGAAGUAUUAUCAAAAGAUGUAGCAAAACUUAAAACAUUGCACAUGUUUGAAUCAUGGAUAAAACGUGAUGAACUUGAUAAAGAAUUCAUGAAUAAAUUAUUCGAAUUAUUUAAAUUAGCAUCUGAACAAUUUCAACAUGGUUUAAUUCAACAAAAUGUACUUAUUCAAUGGCUUCGUGCAUCACAUGUUAUUCCAAAUAUAUAUUCAGUGAAUAUUAUUGAAAGUAUUCUAUCGAGUGUUUCGGCUCGUUAUAUCAACGUUGGUCUAUAUAAAUUAGAUACAAAUACGUUUGAUUGGAAUGGUUUUCUGGAUUGUAUUCACCUUUUAGCAAAAGAAAUUCAUUUAUCAUUAAAUGAAUUUGUUAAAAAAAUGCUUAUAGCUGAUGAAUUUUCAUUUCAAACAUGGCGAACUGAAAUUGAAGCUAUUCCCGAAGUUGGUACUAAUAAAAAAUCAAAUCGUUCAUGGGAUGCUAAAAAAGUUCUUGCUGCUGUUAAUAUUAUGCGUGAUGUUGUUGAAGAAAGUCGUAAAUUACAUUUAACUGAUGAUGAACGUAAACGUUUACGUUCACUCUAUAAAGAAUUUGCUACAUUUGCAUAUCGUCGUCAAAGUUCACAUUUAGAAGCACGUUUAACAAAUUCUGUUUUAAGUAAUUGGAUGCGUGAAUGUCGAAUAUUCGAUGAUAAAUAUACAAUCAAUGAGCUUGAUAAAGAUUUUAUUUCAAUAUUAGGAGAUUUUACAUUAAAUGGUGUUUAUCCACAAGGCACACGUGAUAUUGAUUUCGAUGGUUUUCUUAUAUUAAUACAAACAAUUGCUUCACAUAAACAUAUUCGAGCAGAUGAUUUUGUUCAAAUGAUUUUUGCUGGACCACGUAGUCCAUUACAAAAAACAAGUGAAUUCAAUGAGCAUAUGGAUCGUACAAAAAUUCAGACAAGUCAAGGUAUUUGA
Molecule: messenger RNA, 1698 nt
Organism: Adineta steineri
Lineage: Eukaryota; Metazoa; Rotifera; Eurotatoria; Adinetida; Adinetidae
Source: the annotation of a GenBank genome assembly